AUGCCUUAUUUCGGUAUUCAUCGGAGCGUCGGCCACCUAUGGAGUGUACCAUGGAACUCCGUAUCUUUCGAGGUCGAUGAGCGUUACACUACCUCUAACCCCGGAAAUCCGAAUGGUUCAAUAUGGGACAGCCUAGAUCCAGUUGGUCGAGGUUGGAUCACCGUGCAGGACUGGCAGAGGCGUGACUUUCCCCCUUCGUCACGGAACCGGUAUCAGGUGUCAAUGUACCAUCAGUUGCAUUGUAUAGCGACAUUAAAAAUGAAAUUCGGUAAUAUAUACACAGCUCUCAGCAAUACUGGUAGGCUUGAACCUCAAGAAGUACAGGCAAUUAGUGAUGAAAUGGGUCAUACCACUCAUUGUCUCGAGUACUUGCGUCAAUCUACAAUGUGUGCUGCUGAUACCACCCUCGAGCCAUUUACGCCUAAUUUAGGCCUUGAUGGCACUAAGCAUAAAUGUCGUGAUUGGGAUACCAUUUAUGACAUUGCAACGAGGCUCCGAGCUACUGAUAAAUCUGGCAUCUUAGAUUAA
This is a messenger RNA of Glarea lozoyensis ATCC 20868, 528 nucleotides long. RefSeq lists its product as uncharacterized. NCBI's taxonomy places the organism in Eukaryota, Fungi, Ascomycota, Leotiomycetes, Helotiales, Helotiaceae. The coding region runs from base 1 to 528 and encodes 175 amino acids. Gene Ontology annotation, biological process: mycotoxin biosynthetic process. The record is from RefSeq and is a predicted model, not a curated record. The transcript is spliced from 4 exons.